Molecule: messenger RNA, 8361 nt
Organism: Torulaspora delbrueckii
Lineage: Eukaryota; Fungi; Ascomycota; Saccharomycetes; Saccharomycetales; Saccharomycetaceae
Gene: TEL1
Product: DNA-binding protein kinase TEL1
Exons: 1
Coding region: 1-8361 (2786 amino acids)
Biological process (GO): DNA repair
Molecular function (GO): protein binding; protein serine/threonine kinase activity
Source: RefSeq, a predicted model, not a curated record
AUGGAGAAUGGAUCGAUCCUUAGCGUGUUAGAUAAUUUGCAUUCUACCAAGACAAAGGAAAGAAAUGCUGCACUGGAUGAACUUACCUCGACGUUGAAACAGACGCCCGAUCUGAUACCUACCAAGACACUCGCUUCAACGUGCGAAACUCUAGUUGAAUUGCUUGAUGAUGAGCAUAGGAAGUACUGCAAUCUACUAGCCACUGUGAAUGACUCCUCAGUCGGGAAGAUGUCUCUCAGCGAGAAUAGAUUAUCAUCGGCGGCUUAUGUGCUCAGGUUGUUUGUCGAAAAGACGUGUUCCAGAUUCAAGUUAAAAACCCUGCGAUUAUUACCGGCAGUGCUACCAGAACUCAUGGUGAAACAAAACUCCAAGUCUCUGUUAGAACCAAUUUCGGUUCAUUUGACUUUUGCAUUAUAUGCGCUGAUCAACAGUAGAAUAUUCCAAUUGAAACUGGCAUUGCAUCAAUGGGUCUCUCUGGCAGAGACAAUUUGUCAUUAUCUCGAAGAAAGACUAGACGUAUCGCUUGUUGAUAGGAAUAUAUCAAACUUUAUUUCCAUUUUGGACUCCUUACUUAGCAUGGAUUGCGUUGGAUUAUCUCAAGUAUCACAAACAAUCCAUCGAACACUCAUGAAAUACUUACAACGGAUCAAGAAACAAGAUACCAAUACAAGGCUAGUGAUCAGCGUAAUCAGUCAACUUACGUUGAAAACUCAUUGUUUCAAUAUCAUGGAUACACUAAGAUUAAUCAAAGAAACUUGGAGACAACUAAUCGUGAUCGAUGUCGCCAUGAAUGAGCCUAUACAGAAUGAGCUGUCAUAUUUGGAUAUCUAUGCCAAUGAUUUAAUUUUCAACAAUAUACCUAGCAUGAUUGGGAAUGAGGAAGCCGAAUUUGAAUCAUACGAGAUUUCCCUUAUUUCCAUCUGCCGAGAAUAUUUGAUUACGAGACUGACUGGUUUUAAGUCAUCAACCUUAUCUAUCGCUGGCGUGAAGUUCUCCAGCAAUCUCAGUGAAAAAGUGUCCUUCUUUGAAUUUGAUGAUUUUAAGCUCAAAGAAUCUGCCGAUAUUUACCCAUGGCUUAGAAUCAUGAGUAUAACAAAACUUUUGAUUUCAUAUUUCAAGUUAUUGCAGCGAAACUCAGUAGAGCGACAGCUUUUCAAAAGGCGAAAAUGUGAAUCGAACCUACCAUCUAUUCUGCGCAACUCUCAGACUUUAUCGAGCUUUUUGUGCGAUAGUCUGGCCAGUGGCAACAAUGAAGUAGAAAUAGUCUCACUUCAAAUCACAGCUUUUGCUGCAGCUAUGCACGAUAUAGAUGGAAACGACUUGGCGGAUCUUCUCGAAGUAAUCAUGUCAAAAUUCGAGAACGUCGGACUAACCAAAUGGGUAUGCUUUGCUUUAAUUCCAAUUUUCACUCAAAAAGAUCUGGUCGUGACUGAUGAAGGAGUGAAUCGGAUAUUUAAACUUUGCCUUCCCUUAAUCAAACAGCCAGAGUUUUGCUCAGUCAGUUGUGCGCUCCUCACGGUUGCUAUGAAACACUCAAACUGUGAGAUGAGCGAUAUGACAACGAUCAGCCAGGUCUCCAGCAUAUAUGAGUUAUCGGACGUCAACGGUCCCAGCUCACCAUGCAAUGAGGCUUUCGUAUUUUGGGAAAGUCUUCAGAUUCACGGAGCAGAGCUUGGGUCCCUUUCCCUUAAGGCCAUUUCGAGUAAGGUAGUCGAUUGGUUGAAAUCCAAAUGGGAUCUUUUGAUAGUUCCCCAAGAAGACCACGACAGAUUCUACGAGUUCCUUGCAUGGUUAUGCGAUAGGAAAAGGUUCGGUGCAAGGUUGACGGCACAAGUUAAAAAUUUUAGAACUUACAAUUGGAAAGGAUCCUGGCGGGAAAGGUACUGCAGAUGGAUUGACCAACAUGAAACUCGCUCCUUCAUCCUACAGGAAGAAGCAAUGUACAAAUCGAUCAAGGAAUGCAGCAAAAUCGAAAGGUUUGGCAGUAUCAUAGUAGAGAGAAUAGUCAUUGGCGAUAUUUUGUACCGCUUGCUGGAGCUGAUUGAAGGAGAAAACGGACUAAAUUCAGUCUCAAAAUUCAAAUGGGUUUGUCAAGUGCUGAAACUUGCUGCCUAUUUAGCAGGAGACUCUAACUAUUUGAACUAUCUACUAGACUUCAAGAGAGCCGCGUCAACUGCAGUGAAUUCGAUUAGAUUUACUGAUAAAAAUCAGUAUAAAAGUUUCUUCGAGGAUGUUUCAUCUCUUGAGGUGCCCCCUGUUAUACAUCUUGUUUUCGAAGGUCUUCCCAUGAACAGAAUCAUAAAUGAAUUCAAGCAGCUAGUUAAUCAGGACUAUGAGAAAAAACAUUCGGAUCAACCAAGGAUUCUUCCAUCAAUCGAUGGGGAGAUUUCUAUCACGGAGGCAUAUGCGAGCAGUAACAUCACUGGCCAAUCAAUUUUGGCGUUAUCUGUCAAGGCCCUUUUGCAUGUUUUACAGAAUAAAGAAGCAGGCAGCUCUCUUGAGAACUGGGAGUUUCUACUGACGUACGUGGAUAAUUUUGGCACGGAGAACUUCAUCUUAUGUCUUCCACCCAUUACUAGUUGGGUUGCAAGUGAGUACCAGAAGUGGCCAUCCGACGGCCACUAUUUAGAGCGUUUCACAGAAAUUUUGAGUGACCAUCUAUUACAAGGUGACUUCAGCACGUCCAGCGUUGCUGUUUAUCAUGUAUGCUCUUACUUGGCCGCCAUUAGGAACGCAUGGUUAGAAACUGUUGACAGUCCUCUCAAUGCGGACUGCAACGACAUUCUAGACUGGAUCAUAUUACGUUUUGAAGAUACAGCUUUUUGUGGAAGGCUUGCAGUAAAGGGAUUUUCAAAGCUUUUAUUGCUUAUGUUGAGAUACCAUGACCUUUCUCGCGGUUACGUCAACGGCGGCAAACAAAGAAUAUUUGCAGCUUUUUCCAGGUCACUGCGGACUUUGGAUAUUCUUGAUGUAGUGAGCGAACUUCGCACCGUUGCUGAAUACAUGGUGAAUCUUAGCCAUAAGAACCAGUGCAUACUAUUUUCCGAGAUUUCUGCUCUAUUGGAUACUCCUCAACAAAGUAUCAAAAUGUCCGCUAUGUAUGCAUUAGGAAUGUUCAAAAUAUCGUCUACUUCCCACACCAAUUUGAUUUUGACUGUAAAGGACGUUAUACACUACACCGGCUUUCAACAUACACGCGUGUAUAUCACUUCAGCGAUUAAAAAGAUGGCAUCGCAUCUAGGUCUCACGGAUGUUCUACAGGUUUUUAAUAUCUGCAGUUACGAUAUCAUAGCUCAGUGGUUGGAUAAUUCUUCCAACAAGAAUAAAAACCUAUCAGAUGUAUGUGACAUUGUAGUUUUCGGUUUUAAAGAUCUACCUCAAUUCUUCCGCCUUUAUACUGCCGAGUUAGUUGCGAUGUAUUUUGCUCGGUCGCCCAAUAACUCCUCUAUUUUGAGCGAACUUGUCAAGAUGGCGGGCAGAAGCAAACGUCAGUUGUUUUUAGACUACUACCACUUGAUUGUCCCGCUCUCAUUUGUCACAGGCGGCAUUGGAGAGGCCAUAUACGACGUGGCUCAAAACUUGACUGGCAACUCAUUCCUUAAAACACAGAGCCAGCUUUUACUCUAUCGGUGGGUCUUGCGAUUUCUGGAUCUCGGUUCCAAUUACGAGACAGGCACAAUAAUCGAGAGUUUUCGUCCACAGAAUCUUCGAGUGAAAGAAUUGUAUAUUUCUCAUCCUAAUGAGCUGCGAUAUCAGUACCCGCUUCAUAUUCCUCUCGCCACAGGAAUGGGCUUACUCAGACAAAUGUCAGAAAGGCAUUCUUUUUGCAAGGAAGACCUACAUUUUUUGCUCAUGUGGAUUUUGAGUGAUUUGACCAACUCAUUAGAUUUGUUAGACAAAUUACGAUGCAUACGGCAGAUAAAGUUCAUAUUAGCCAUCAACGAAGAAGUUUUGGCUUCUAUUACUUUUGUACCGAAUUUGUUACCUCCACUCUGCAGCUAUCUUGCUGAGAGUAAACUGCACAAUGAAAUCUCUGAUAUAAUUGUUGUUUUACUGCACAUUUCCAGAGAUAAUAAGCUCGAUAUCGCCGACGAGCUGUUACAACUUUUCAGUCAUGUCCUUAUGAUGAAGAGGGGACUCUGUGAGGAAGUAAGUCGCUCUCUUAAAGAGGAACUUAAACAAACGACCAAUUGUGCUGGAAGGUUUAAGAGAACAUUAAGGUAUUGUAACGAUGCUAUCGAGAGUAUGACUUUGAGCACAGAAGUUUACAUGAAUAACGAAAUUUUGGAAACUGAAAGCUGCAAUAAAAAUAGCAUUCUUUUGCUAUCGUUAUUAUUUGACUGCGCUCAAAAGCCAUAUCAUAUUGUAUUUGAUGAGCAGCCUAGCAUGCUAUCAGUGCAAAACCUUUUAAAAUUUGAGGUUCCUAAAGAUGUGGCAUCAGAAAAUUUCCAACUUUGGUUAGCUUAUUACCUGAGUGCUUUUAAUGAAACAAAUUACGCAAGGCUCCUCGAUACGAAGCGAGAUAUCUAUUUGGCAAGCAACUACGACAAACUAUUCAAUAAUUUUGGCUCGCUUGAAUGCUUAAUCGAUAACUACCUGGCCAUUGAAGAGCGCUCUUUGCUUUUAGAGUCCUGUUCUGUGAAGUUUUUCUGUCAAACACUAACAGCGCUCUUCCUCAAUAAUCCUAAGUAUGAUGACGAGAAGGCACUUGUAAUCAAAAAAAUGAUUCCUCCAGAAAAGUGCGGAAACGAUUGCCUUCUCAUUACCGACCAUGUAUUCUCAUCGAUACAUAAUCAGCCGGAAAAGAGUAUGUCGGAUAUGCAACAUUUUUUGAGAAAUGUGUUCCUAAUUGAGAAAAUUCCAUAUUUUGAAUGGUUGAUACAGUUCAAUACAGCUUUGCUGCACCAUGUCACUCAGAGUGUCCCUAACUGCAAUUUAUUUCGUCCAUUAUUAAGCAAGUCGAACUCUUUUGCACAAAAUGCACUACCGAUACUUUUUAAUCUGUUAAUCUGCUAUGAUCACAAAACUGCUUUUGAGUGGAUUCCAGAUCUAUUCACAUAUAUGCUGGAAUUACUCAAAUGUGAUGACAGUCAUGAGAAAAUCAAAUCAUGUUUAUGUAUCGUGAACAUGCUAAUGACAGGGAAAAGACUGGAAGAGCGCCGUUCGACUUCCUGCUUCUCUCGUUUGCCCCUCAAGAUUAUAUGCGAGGCUGCUAUUAAAAGCGGACAGAUUACGUUUGCCUACAUGGUAUACGAAAUGUUGUAUAUGACUGAAGCAUCUCACCUAGACAUAGAGCUCUUGCGUACCAUAUAUGAGUCUCUUGGUGACGUUGAUCUACUUUCAGGACUACCGGCUCCUCACAGCCUGAUAGGCGCAUUGCAUUUUGUUAGCGAAAUAGAGCCCAAGACUCAGAAGAACUUCAUGUUCAACAACGCCGUUCUAGACGCUCAGUUUCCCGCAAGCGAUUUUAUUCAACGUUCUAGCCUCCUUAAGGCUACGGAAUAUCAAGGUUACUAUGGUAUUGCCAACUGUUUGAGCAAAGAACAACCUCUUUCCAAAAAUAUAGCUUAUGAUUACAAAUGGGCCUUACAACUGAGCAGGUGGGAUCUUCCAACUCCACAACGAAUAGAUUCGAAAGAAAAAAGUCUCUACCUCACUCUCAAAAAAAUAUCCUACGAUGCUCCACAUCCGUCUAAAACAAUCCAGGACUCACUAGUCCAAGUUGUGGAAUGUAAGAAUGAUUUCGAAACCCCUUCAGAAUGGGUCGAAACUAUAGCAGAAAUGGCACUUUUAAAGGAAUUAUCUGACUGUAUGUCAAACCCUGAAAAUUUGGUAGCGACUCUUCGCAAGACCAUCGACUUUGAUAGAAGAGCAUUGUACGUCCAUGACUUCAGCGAUUACAAGUCAAACAUCCAGUCUAGGUACAUGCUUUCCAAACUUUUGUUGAAUAGAAGUGAUGAGUUUCCCUCGAUUUCUUCUGCCGACCUUACAAUAUGCACUGGGGCCCUUCUUGCUAAUUAUGUGCAACUUGCCGUCCAGGAGAAAUGCCCUCAAGACGCUUUGAAAAAUGCGGUUUUACUGGAUUCUUUGGAAUCAGAAGGAAAUUCAUCUGUCAAACUCGAGAGGCUUCGAUCUUAUGUGUCUGCUAUUGCACUGUGGGAGUGUAAUGACGUCAAAACCCCAGUCUUGAUAAUGAAGGACUUGUUUAAUGACAAAAGCAACAAUGCAGUAGCCGAAAGAUCAUUGAACGAGUUAACCGAGGUAUCUAAUGAUGAAGUGCAAGCGCUUUUAGUCAAAUGGAGUUCAAAAUCACGUAUCGAAACUCCUUCAACAAUUUAUGAGAAUUAUGUGAACCAUUUUGAAGCUUCAAUUAAGAGUCAUGAUUCAAGAGCAGAAGUGUUUUACAUCAUGGCAGAUUUCCUGGACGGCCAAGUAAAGAGACUGAGGGACCAGGGAGAGAUUGAGGAAAGGCAAAAAAGAUGUGAAAAAGGUUCGGAGGAGUUGCAGUCCCUAGCCACCAUCUAUAUGAACACUAAUGUUCCGGAUAACGAACGAAGAGACGCUAAAAGACACCAUGGUCGCGUGGCUCUUCAGUUGAGCAAUGAUAAGGAAAUUUUGAAUAAUUUACUCGUGCAGCGAGUUCAAUUUGUAUGGAGGGCGCUUCACUACUUCAUCAAUACCAUGGUAUUCACUAACAAAUAUGACAAUGAUGUACUGGACAAAUUUUGUGGUUUGUGGUUUGAACAUGAUGGGGAUGACUCAGUAAAUUCACUUCUAAGGAAGGAGAUUGGUAUGAUACCGAGCUGGAAGUUCUUGCCCUGGGUGAACCAGAUUUCCUCUAAGUUGUCCGUAGAGGAGACGGAAUUUCAAAAGCCAUUGCAGCUAACUAUGAAACGAUUACUUUUCAAGCUGCCAUAUCAUUCUCUAUACUCAGUUUUGAGUAUGAAGCUCUAUGAAAGACAUUCGUUUACGACAGAUUCGAUCAUUCCUCAGAAAAUCAAAGCAGUGGACAAAAUAUUGAAUGAGCUUCAGGGAUACGAUAGCGGAAGUUAUCACCGUACGUAUGUGGUACCGCUUCAAGAUUUCUGUGGGAUGUCUGUCGACCUUGCAAAUACCCAGCCUCCGAAAUCUGCUACCAGCUCAAAAAAGAUACAUCUUAAAAAUGUAAGGAUGGGGGAGUACUGGCUCAGCCAAUUGCCAAAUCAAAAGAUUCCUUUGCCCACAAUAAAGUGGAAAAUCAAAUCUUCUAACGACGGAAAGGCUCCGGUAUCCUACAUCGCUUCCGUUGAUGAGACUGUGGAUAUAUCUACCACAGGGCUUUCACUGCCAAAGAUUGUCACUUUUACCUUAUCCGAUGGAUCUCGACAUAAAGUGUUGAUGAAAGGUAGUAAUGAUGACUUACGGCAAGACGCAAUUAUGGAACAAGUAUUCCAACAGGUUAAUGAUGUCUUACAACAUGACAAGCAGAUGCGCAAGCUGGACUUGAACAUCAGUACCUACACUGUCAUUCCUCUGGGCCCGCGAGCUGGUAUAAUAGAGUAUGUGACGAAUUCUCUGUCCCUACAUCAAAUUCUGUCAGUAUUGCACAAGAAUGACCCAGUGUCGUUCAAUCAAGCUAGAAAAGAGAUGAAAAGUGUUCAGACACGGUCCAACAAUGAAAGAUUACAAACCUACAUUAAACUCACUCAAGAGAUCAAACCACAAUUACGAAACUUCUUCUUCGAUUCUUUUCCAAACUCUGAUGACUGGUUUAAUGCAAAAAAAACCUAUACUAAAGGUAUAGCCACCACUUCCGUCGUAGGCUACUUAUUGGGAUUGGGGGAUCGUCAUUUGAAUAACAUUCUAUUAGAUCAUCAUACUGGAAAACCUACUCAUAUUGAUUUAGGAAUAGCUUUCGAUCAAGGAAGACUGUUGCCGAUUCCCGAAAUGGUUCCUUUCAGACUGACCAGAGACAUUGUCAACGGCUUUGGAGUUACAGGUGUGGAAGGACUUUUCAGGAGGAGUUGUGAGCAUACGUAUGCCGUCUUGAGAGAGAACUAUGAGAAAGUGAUGCAUGUUUUGAACAUUUUGAAAUGGGAUCCUCUAUAUUCAUGGGUUAUGUCGCCAAUUAAGAAGCACAAGCAUUUAUUAGAAACUGAAAGCCAAGAUUACUCAAAUGUAGCUUUCGGUAGUGAAGGCUCUAAAACAGAAUCAAAGGAAACAGAGCAAAACCAGCAAUCUUAUCGAGCUUUAAAAGGUGUCGAAGAGAAAUUAAUACGGAAUGGUCUAAGUGUCGAAGCAACAAUUCAAGAAUUGAUACAACAGGCAUCCGAUCCUAGAAAUUUAUCUGUCAUAUAUAUGGGCUGGUCACCAUUCUACUAG